UAAAAGGGUCGGAGCAGUGAGGGCAAUAACGACUAACAAAAGAGCAACCAUUGGUGAAGCAGCAAAAGAAAGAUUGCCGAAAACGCAGCGUUUGAAUGCCAAUGGCGGAAGCCCUUGCGGAGCUGGAGCGAGUCCAAUCCCAGCUCCUGCAACGCAUAUCUAAACUCGAGCAUUCUUAUCUUCCUUCGUCGCUUUCUCGAAACGACACCGUUCAGGACGCUGGCACCGACACCGUGGCUCGCCUCUCCUCCAUUUUGCGCAGCAACGGCGUUCCCGAAUUCUCCUUUAAGAGAGUCCCUUCUGAUUACUACGAUUGGCCUCUCGAAGCCCGUCGCGACGCCCUCUCCGCCGCCUCAAUCCACCAUCUCUGCAAAAGCAUCGUUCUCGUUAAUACGCAAGCCCCUGCUAACGUCGUCGAUUGCACCAACCGCAACAAUUCCAAGUAUUACGUCGUAGUCGUUCAGUACACUGCUCGCUUUAACGCCGAAGCUGUCAAGAAUUUUCUGUAUUCGCUCAACAAUGGAAGUAUUGCGAAGAAGAAAUUCAACAUGAGGCUAGCUCCUGAGGAGACAUCAAUGGAAUUAACUGGAUAUGGGCACAAUGCAGUGACUUGUAUUGGCAUGAAAACAGACAUUCCGAUUUUUCCUGAUAUGCAAUUGGCAUGUUCGGCCAAUGUCUUGGACUGGGACAUAAACCUGCUUUUAGGUUGUGGACAACAGUGAGCAGCUUCUUUUGCUUUACCCUAACAUAUUGGUAGAGGGUCCAUCUUUUUCAAGCAGUUUCACUGUUUUGUAACUAAAUAUUUUUCUCCCUCUGUGUGCCACUGUAUCUGAAAAUAAAGUUCACAGUGACAGGAGAUAGUAUGUAAUUUUUAGGAUGUGGUUAAUAGUUGACCCUCAGUAUUGAUUGUCUAUAACCCUUAGCACCACUUUAUGGUUUCCACGUCAACAGAGCAGUCUCCAAGAACAAAUCACAAAUGCACUAAUUUAUGUAGCUCUACUUAUCUUGCCAUACUGCCGACGGUUGGGGGAAGGUUGUUCUUCACAUUAUCCAGGUGUUCAUUUCUAAAUUAUGGCUAGGGUUUUGUAUGUCCAAGUCAGACUUUUAUUAUCACCUACCCUAAAAUUCUUUUUGCAAGUUUAAACUAUAAUUUCAAUCCAUUUCAAGUGCGUGGCUGUAUGGAUUUUUUGUUGCAUUUAUACCAGAAUUCCAUAUUGAUACUUCAAACAGCAGAAACUGGAAAAACACCACAACUGUUGUGACUCAAUCCAAUGUGUCCUUAUGUGAUGUUAUAGUGUAAUUUGGUCCCUUACAUCUUAGAUAUCCCAUUUGAACGCAAGGCAUAAAUUAUGUUCGAUAGAUACCCAAGAAACCAGUGGAUACGCAAUAUUAUGGUAGGAAGAUGGAAAUAUCAGUUCUGUAGCUGAUUACAAAAGCGAAAUGGAAAUGCAGAAAAAAAAGAAAUUGAUAACCUAGGCAUUUCCCAUAUCUCUCCAACUCACAAAUUCUAACUGCAUUCCCUUCCGCAUAUUUCCCUUUGAGAGGCAUAGUUUCUCCUAUGCCUACGAAAAGUGUUUAAGUUGACUUAGCAUAACAAAUAAGAUCAAUAUUUCAUAUUGAUUCUUCUAGGCACGGUUAUAUUUUUUUGCAGUCUUGAUCAAGAGGUUCAAAGAUAUCAUCACCAUUAAAUGGGAGGGGCCAAUCUCAUUUAGAUUAAAUCACGCUUAUCGACAUAUAAGUCUUUAUUUAUUAUUGUUGUCUCAAUUGACAAUUGUACUUGACUUAAGGCAUUUAAAAUAAUGUUAUGAUUUUAUCCAAUAGUCAUACAAUUGAUAUCUCUAUUAACCAUAGAGUUCUUAUGGGUUAGGCUACCGAAAAGCAAAUACAUUUUGUGGAUAUGAGUAGCCAAAUCAAUUCCUUUAAGUUAUCCUUCAACUGUAUAGUCUCAUACCUAUACAGUCUCUAGAUCCCUCUCAUUUCGGUGUAUGUUCGAUUCGUCCUUGUGACCCUUCUGCUGGAAGCCUGCUAGGAGUUGCACUCUGUGCCCCUCUCACACACAAUCACUCUCCGUCCUCCUCAGUGUCCGGAUGUCACAAUAUCGUCAUUGAAAUUGAUAUUCUAUAGACCUUACUACUUUCAACUAAUAAAAAAAUAACACGAGUAGAUGCGUCAUAUUCUAGUAAAUAACAAUGAUAUAAAAUAAACUAACCAGAUUGGAAUUAAUAGAACUGAACUUUUUGUCCUUGAGCAAGUACCGAGGCAUACCUUGUCCACUAAUUAAUUAAAGCAUUUCUUCCGUUAAUAUAUUCAAAAUAUUAUUUCUUUUCCUUUUACUGUAUAGAUGGCAUGAUGGCUUGUGUAUUGAUGCAUUCAACUUGUUCCUUGGUUGAUUAGAUAUUUUGGGU
This is a messenger RNA of Vigna radiata var. radiata (mung bean), 2405 nucleotides long. RefSeq lists its product as uncharacterized. The record is from RefSeq and is a predicted model, not a curated record. Bases 96 to 722 code for a protein of 208 amino acids. Gene Ontology annotation, molecular function: aminoacyl-tRNA deacylase activity. The transcript is spliced from 4 exons. NCBI's taxonomy places the organism in Eukaryota, Viridiplantae, Streptophyta, Magnoliopsida, Fabales, Fabaceae.